Molecule: messenger RNA, 2527 nt
Organism: Fopius arisanus
Lineage: Eukaryota; Metazoa; Arthropoda; Insecta; Hymenoptera; Braconidae
Gene: fat-spondin
Product: extracellular matrix protein f-spondin
Exons: 8
Coding region: 114-2378 (754 amino acids)
Biological process (GO): cell adhesion
Cellular component (GO): extracellular matrix
Molecular function (GO): serine-type endopeptidase inhibitor activity
Source: RefSeq, a predicted model, not a curated record
GCGCAUCCGCUGUCAUUAUCUCCGAGUGCGGACGAUUACGCGAUUUGGUUGUCCGACGGGUCAGUCGUUCCUCCGAGCUCAAUCCGAACUCAGUCAGAGGACAACCCUCCGGAAUGUCGACGGUGUGGAUGUUGCUGGUCCUCCAGACCGUAUUAAUCUCGUUAACGAGUGCCACCUGCCCUCUGCAGCCCACCCCCACCCUGACAACAGCCCCCAGGACCCCUGGAGAUGGGGGGUACAGAGUAAUUACCAGUGGAAGAGACACCAAGUACACUCCCAACACCAUCUACGCAAUUAGUCUUCGCGGAUAUCAAACUCACGAGCGGCCCCAAGGGUUCACGAGAUUCCGACUGUCUGUGGACUCUCAGCAUUCCCCGAACAGUCAAGUAGCUAGAGUGGGUUCUUUCCAGCUCUACCCGAAUGGUCUCACCAGGUUCGAUGAGGAUUGCGUCAACACAGUAUCCGAACUGAGCGACAAUGAGAAGCCCGAGGUGAAGGUCAUGUGGAGAUCACCAGGUCCUGGUUCUGGGUGCGUCGUCUUCACGGCAAUGGUCAUGGAGUCGCCCUCCGCGUGGUUCGCCGAGGAUGGCAACCUCGUGAAGACCUUCUGCGAGGCGAUUCCCGAGGAAACCGACGAUGGGAGCGGCUGCUGUGCGUGCGACGAGGCAAAAUAUUCUUUGAUAAUGGAGGGUAUCUGGUCGAAUACGACUCAUCCCAAAGAUUUUCCCUUCUCCGCGUGGCUGACGCACUUCAGCGACGUAAUCGGUGCAUCCCACGAGCCGAAUUUCUCCUUCUGGGGUUCAGAUCACGUCUCCACGGAUGGAUUCCGUCAAUUAGCUGAAUGGGGCUCGGCCUCAGGUUUAGAGGCGGAACUUCGCGCUAAAGCACAACACUUGAGAACCCUUGUGAAAGCCGCUGGCCUGUGGUAUCCCAACGUCAACACCAACACAACAACUAGUUUCAGGGUAGAUCGUAAGCAUCCGUUGCUGUCGGUUGCCUCAAUGCUUGGACCAUCACCGGAUUGGGUCGUUGGGGUCAGUAAAUUGAACCUGUGCCAGAAGGAUUGCACUUGGCUAUCCAGAAUGGAUAUUGAUCUCUAUCCCUGGGAUGCCGGCACUGAUAAUGGCAUCAGUUAUAUGUCUCCCAAUUCUGAGACCAGACCUAGAGAAAAAAUGAAACCCAUCACCACUCUUUAUCCUGAGGAUCCUCGAUCUCCGUUUUAUGAUCCCAGUGGAAAACCUAUGGUUCCACUUGCUAAGCUUUAUCUCACCAGGGAAAAGGUCAUCCAGAGGGGGUGCGAUCAGGCUGCUCUUCAGGAUCAGCUCUCGCUUUUUGAAGUUGCGGAGAAUACGGAAGACACUAGUCGACCUGAAUGCGCAACUACGGAUUACACUGCCUGGUCACCCUGUUCCGUCACCUGUGGGAAGGGCCUGCGAAUGAGAACACGCGAGUACUUGAUGCGGGAAAAGGCGGCAAUGCUGAAAUGCAACAGACAACUGGUCUCCAAGGAAAUGUGCGUCGCCAGUGCUCCAGAGUGUGGAGAUGACGAGGACGUUGACGAUGAUUUGAACGUGGCACUGCCUGAUCCAGCGAUCUGCGAUGUCAGUGGAUGGACCGAGUGGUCCGAGUGCUCGUCGACAUGUGGCUCUGGAUUCAGGAUGAGAACGAGAAGGUUCAAUAAUAAAAUGGGGCGGAAGAAGUGUCCCCAUGUUAGCUUAGUGGAGAAAAUCGAGUGUGUGGGGCCACCCUGUACGGGAACUGAAGAAAUUAUCGAUCCAUCGUGCAAGGUGACGGAAUGGUCUGAUUGGUCUCCCUGCAGUGCAUCCUGUGGAAAAGGUGUGAAAAUACGGACACGUCUGCUGAUGGUGGAUCCAUCCAGACAAGAAGAGUGUUCAACUCGUGUGGAACUUCUUCAGCAGCGGACCUGUCUCGUUCAGGCAGACUGCACCUUUGACAUGGCGACUGCCAAAGUCGUCUGCAUGGAGGAUGCCGAUGUGGGUCCAUGCAGGGGAUAUUUCCAGCGUUGGGCAUUCGACCCCAAGAGACUCACUUGCAUCUCCUUCGGGUACGGCGGCUGCAGGGGAAAUAGAAACAACUUCCUGACCUUCGAGGAGUGCAGCAAUACUUGUGGAGUCGUCAGGGCUGCUCUGACAGGACAACAGCCCACAGGAGUGCAGAGUCCGGAUGGUCAGUCAGCCCUACCACCAGUGGACUGCAUGGUAUCGGAAUGGUCACCCUGGACUCCUUGCUCCGUCACUUGCGGAAAUGGACGGGUCACUAGUUUCCGAAUGGUCAAGAGGGAACCUGAAAAUGGGGGCAAACCCUGUCCAAGAAAGCUCACCAGACGUGCCAAAUGUCAAUUAGCUCCCUGUGAUUAAACUCACUUAAUUUUGUUAAAAGACAUUACGAACCAAUUACUUAAUUACUGAAGGUGAUGAAUUUACUUAAGCCACGACAUACUUACACCCCUUUAUCAUUAAGUUGUUUAUUCAGUUGAGUAUGCAAUAAAAAGGCUGAUGGUAUUCCA